Meleagris gallopavo (turkey) is the source of this 6438-nucleotide messenger RNA. RefSeq names its product listerin E3 ubiquitin protein ligase 1 (gene LTN1). Gene Ontology annotation, molecular function: ubiquitin protein ligase activity; zinc ion binding; ribosomal large subunit binding. Lineage: Eukaryota; Metazoa; Chordata; Aves; Galliformes; Phasianidae. Gene Ontology annotation, biological process: rescue of stalled cytosolic ribosome; ribosome-associated ubiquitin-dependent protein catabolic process. The record is from RefSeq and is a predicted model, not a curated record. Gene Ontology annotation, cellular component: RQC complex; cytosol.
GCUGACCCCUCCCCUCCCGCGCAUCGCUGCUACUUGUCUUUCCGGAAACGCCGGUCCUCGGCCCGUAGCGCCGCCGCCGCAGCCAUGGGGGGCAAGAACAAGCAGCGGACCAAGGGCAAUGUGCGGCCUUCUAGCAGUGGCCGGGCUGCAGAGCUCCUCGCCAAAGAACGUGGAACAGUGCCUGGGUUUAUUGGCUUUGGAACAUCGCAGAGUGAUCUAGGUUAUGUUCCUGCAGUUCAGGGUGCAGAGGAAAUAGACAGCCUCGUGGAUGCUGAUUUUCGAAUGGUCUUGCGAAAACUCUCUAAAAGGGAUAUCAUAACAAAAUUAAAAGCUAUGCAAGAGUUUGGUGCGAUGUGCAAAGAAAGAGAAGCAGAAGUUGUUAAAGGUGUUCUUCCUUACUGGCCAAGAAUUUAUUGUAAAAUCUCACUAGAUCACGAUCGCCGUGUUCGAGAAGCAACUCAGCAAUCUUUUGAGCAGCUGAUUCUUAAAGUGAAAAAACACUUGGCGCCUUACUUAAAAAGUAUCAUGGGAUACUGGCUAAUUGCACAAUGUGACACUUACUCCCCUGCUGCUUCUGCUGCAAAAGAAGCUUUUGAAAAAGCUUUUCCUUCAAGCAAACAACCCGAAGCCUUAGCGUUCUGUAAAGAUGAAAUUCUUAAUGUUCUUCAAGAUCAUCUUCUGAAAGAAACACCUGACACGCUCAGUGAUCCUCAAACUGUACCAGAGGAAGAAAGAGAAGCCAAAUUUUUCCGGAUUUUGACCUGUUCCUUGUUAGCUUUAAAAAAGUUGCUUAGCAUGCUGCCAAAGAAAGAGGUGCAUUCAUUGGAGGAAAAAUUAAUGUCGCUUCUGUCUCAAAACAAAUUUUGGAAAUAUGGUAAACACAGCACACCACAGGUUCGUUCAGCUUUCUUUGAGCUGGCUUCUGCUUUUUGCCAGUACUUGCCUGAGCUGGUGAAAGCUGAAGCACCAAGAGUUUGUCCCGCUGUUCUUCUCAAUAUUGAUGACAGUGAUGCAGUGGUGUGUCCUGCUCUUUGGGAAGCUGUCCUUCAUGCUAUUGCCACUAUUGAGGACUGUUGGAGUCAUGUAAAUGCCAGAAAAGGAGUUCUACCAAAACUGUGGACAGUACUUCGAGAAGGUGGACGAGGGCUAGCUACUGUUAUAUACCCAAAUAUUUUGCCAUUCAUUAGCAAGAUACCUCCUGGCAUCACAGAACCAAAGCUGGAAUAUUUCAGAACUUUUUUCAGCUCAGUGAUUCAAGGGUUGUCAAAUGAGCGGGCACUAGCCAGUCCUUCAGAGAGUUCAGCAAUUAUAACUACUUUUAUGGAAUGUCUGCGCUUUGCCAUACUACAGAAAAUAGAUGAAGAUGAACAAAGACAAAUACAUCAGAUGUUAAUAUAUGACCAGCUAAUUCCUCUAACUGAUGCUGUACUUCAGGAGCCCAGGUUACAAAAUGGACCAUUAUUUUAUCAACUAGCAGAAACAAUAAGCUCCUGGGAAGCGAAAGCUGAAGUCUCUAGUGAUGAUAAUACAAAUGAAGUUUUCCAGAAACUAUUGUCAAAUUUUUGGGACCGUCUUUUAAAAAUGUGUAUACUUCAUGUUGAUAAGUUGGAGGCUGAUGAGAAGACAUUGUUUGCCAUAUCUGAUAUGCUGGAAUUUCUUCAAAAUCCAAAGACUGCUACGAAACUAAACAAUAGAAAAUCCCUAAAAGUAAAAUUUUCAGAUGAGGAUGAAUCUGAAAGGAACACGGAGAAUGGAAAGAUCACAGAAGUGAGGAAUAAUAGUGGCUCUGAAAUACAAGCUGACCUGCAGCAUAGUUCAAUUCUAAGGAAAGAACCUUUAGAAAAUUUAGUCUGCCACCUUUCUGAGCUGAGUAUUGUAUAUGUCAAUGAACAGAAAUCAGAGCAGCAUUUGAAAUUCCUUUCUGCCCUCCUCAACUCUUUUUCAUCUAACAGAGUUUUUCAAGUACUUCUAGAGCCGGGAAGCAAUGCAAGUUGUCCUCCAGCUGAAUCUCAAGAAGACAUAAAAGUUCAUAAUGAAAAUCCAUCUGUACAAUUUCUCUAUAUGAAUUUAAUAACUUGGCUUAAAGAAGACUGGAGGAAAGACAUGCAUUUUCUGGUUGAUAUUUUGUACAGUGUGCUUAACUGUUGCAACAGUAAUGAUGAAAGGAAAGUCAUUCUUGAUGAUUUAAUGAAGAUGGACCUGAAAUGGAUUGUUUUUCUCCAGAUAAUUGAGAAGGCAUGCUCUAGCACAACAAAACUCUCGUUAAUCUCUGGGUGGCUGAAAGGAGAUAUGCUUGGAGAAAGACUUGUCAUGCUGGCAGAUGAUCUGUGUCACCUGGGUUUAAAACCAAUAGCAACCUCACCAGAAUCAUCCUCUUCAGAAAAAUGGACCGUCCUGAGCUUGGUGUUGUCACAACACAUUAAAAAUGAAUCUUUGAUUGGUGAAACUUACGUCAAAAGGAUUAUUGAUAAACUUCAAGCAGCACUGUCUAAAGCUAAGGAUCUUUCAGAAGCUGGAAAUACUGAACCAUCUGUAUCUUUUAUCUGUGAUGUAGCUUCAAGCUUUUUCAGUUCAGUUAAAGGGUGUUUACUGAUGCCAUCCUCAGAAGACUUGCUGCUUACCAUCUUCCAACUUUGUGCUCAGAGGCAGGAUGCCACACAUUUAACAGAUUUGCUUGCAAGCAAGUUAAAGCACACUUGGAUAUCUGGUGUAAAUUCGCUCGUCCGUCAUCUUCGGAAUAUGCAGAAUCAGAGCACCUUUUUGCAUAAAUCUGCACUAUGGAUCAAGAAUCAAAUUCAGUCUUCCUCUUUAGAUGUCAAAAGCCUUCAGGUUUUGAUCUCUGCAGUUAGUGACUUAUUGUCUACACUUCUGGAAGCUGACAGACAGUCUGGAUGUCUUGUGGGAGCUUAUAUUGAGCACGUUAUGCCAAACAGAACUGAAUGGGAAAAAUUACGUGAGUCUCUUUCUGCUGAGUGGAUGCACAAACCUCUUUUGGAAGGAAGGCUGAGUAUGAAUUGUGAACAUUUGGGAUCAUGUGUUAAGCUAUGUGGCACAACUAAACUUCCAGGACAUCUGUGUACUUCAGCCUUAUUAAGUAAAAUGGUGCUACUUGUACUGGAAAAUGAUAUGGUGAAGGGAAAUGAGGAUGCUGAAAGAAAGAAAAUUGACAAUAUAAUUGCAGAACUGUUGUAUUCAUUACAAUGGAUUGAAGAAUUGGAGAAUCCUCCUUAUCUGCUUCUGGAAUAUCUACAUAUGUUAGAAGAAAUGCACAUCACAUAUGAGAAGUUCAGUGCACUCAGUAAUACAACUAACCUUCAGCAAACAAUAUUUGAUAGAUCAGAGGAACACGGAAGACUCUGGUCCUUAACCAUGGCCAAAGUGAUUCAUGGAGAAGACGCUGUAUCCUAUGAGAUGAAAAAGCUUUUUAAGACGAGCGAAGGGUUUCUGCCAUUAACAGAGGGCAGAUUGCAUACACUUCAGUGCCUAUCACCCUUUUUAAUUGAGGAAGAGAAGAGAGAACUUGUUUUUCACUGCGUGGCCAAACUUAUGACAUGUCCACAGACAGAGCUCUCCAGUACUGAUGGAGCUUUUGGGUGUCUCUCCAUUUUGAAUUCCUGCUUGAAAGACAAAAGUUUUGGUUGUGAUCACCUCUUACCCGGAGUACUAAAAAUCAUAAUAUCUUGGAAAAAUGAUAAUGAGGACAGCUUCCUCUUUAGCUGCAAUCUGAAAGAAACAAGUGCUCAAUUGCUUGGUUUCAACAUAGAGAUGAUCCGCUACCUUCCCUUAUUGCUGAGGUAUUCUACAGCUCCUUUGGCUGAUAAUGAAUGGGACUUUAUCAUGUGCUCCAUGCUGGCUUGGUUGGAGACAACAUCUGAAAACCAUUCACUCUAUCAUGUCCCACUUGUGCAGAUUUUUGCCUGUGUCAGUUGUGACCUGGCAUCUGCUCUCAGUGCUUACUUUGAACCUGCAGCUUCUAAGACUAUUGAAAACCUUCCUGCGAAUUUGGUCAGUGAAUGGAAAGAAUUCUUUUCUGAAGGAAUUCACAAUUUGCUGCUACCUCUGUUUGUGAAAGUCACAGGAGAAACAAAAACUGCAGCUGAAGGCUCUUUUCAGAACUCCGUAUUAAUGUCUUUGGGUGAAGCUCUAACUUACAUCUCGAAGGAUCAGUUGUUAAACCAUAAGCUACCAGCAAAGUUUGUUGCAGGCCAGAAAACAAAUCUUCCAGAUAAUCUACAGACUCUGUUAAAUACAUUAUCUCCACUGCUGCUUUUCCGGGCUAGAUCUGUUCAGGUUUCAGUCUACCACAUGUUGUAUAAGUUAAUGCCUGAGUUGCCUAAAUUUGAUGAUGAAGAUCUCAAGUCCUAUGGUGAUGAAGAGGAGGAAUUAGCAUUAUCACCUCCAGCAGCUCUUAUGUCUGUCCUUGCCACCCAAGAGCUCUUGCUAGAAAACAUCCUAGAAUGCAUUCCAGUUGGAGAGUUUGCAGUUAUUCAGCCCUUGAGCGAUGAGUUCUGCCUUGUUCUAGGAUAUCUUCUCACUUGGAAGUUGACAUUAACUUUCUUCAAAGCGGCUUCUUCUCAGCUGCGAGUUCUCUAUUCACAAUACCUUAGAAGAACUAAAAGCUUGAACAAACUGCUUUAUCACUUGUUCAGGCUUAUGCCUGAAAACCCUGUCCUUUCUGGGCUGACUUCAGAAGUUCCAAAUAAGGAUACAAAAACUUUCUUUACUGAAGAGCUUCAUUUAGAUGUCAAAGGGGCGGGAGCCCUGUCAUCCCAGAUCCCGCAUUUGGCUUGUUCUGUGUAUCAUAUAACACUGAAAGACUUGCCAGCCAUGGUUAGGCUUUGGUGGAAUAGCUGUGAGAAACGUGUCUUCAAUGUUGUGGAUAAAUUUACAAGCAAGUAUGUCAGCAGCGUGCUUUCUUCCCAGGAAAUAUCUUCUGUUCAGACUAGCACACAGCUAUUUAAUGGCAUGACGGUAAAAGCUCGGUCUGCUGCACGGGAAGUCAUUGCUACCUAUUCAGUUGAUGAUAUAUUUAUUGAACUAAUAAUACAGCUUCCAUCAAAUUACCCACUGGGAUCUAUAACAGUUGAGAGUGGAAAGAGAGUUGGUGUGGCUGUUCAGCAAUGGCGCAACUGGAUGCUGCAGUUAAGCACGUAUCUUACACAUCAGAAUGGAAGUAUUAUGGAAGGCCUAUCUCUGUGGAAAAAUAAUGUGGAUAAACGUUUUGAGGGCAUCGAAGAUUGCAUGAUCUGUUUUUCAGUCAUUCAUGGUUCCAACUAUUCUCUGCCCAAAAAAGCUUGCAGAACAUGCAAGAAAAAGUUUCACUCAGCUUGCUUGUACAAAUGGCUCACGUCCAGCAACAAAUCCACCUGUCCACUUUGUCGAGAGACAUUUUUCUGAAAUAAAACAGUCUGUCUUCUUUCUGUGAGCUAAGUAAUACACGAAGAAGAGGCAAUAAACUGUGUGUUGAAAGAAGCAAACUACUUGGAAAUAAUUUCUAUUACUUAAAAAUCUUGACUGUUGGGAUAUGACACAUAUUUACCUCUGGACUGUUUUUUUGUAAGAGAUUGAAGAGUCUUCUUUGAUAUAAAGAAAUAUAUAAGAAUAAUUUAUUUUGAUUUGUAUAUUUUUAAGGUAUUAAGAUAUGUUAAAAAUUCCUAAGUGAUGUAGAGUUAUGUCUGAAAAUUGGUGUUUAAGCCACAGCAUAGUUGAUUAAAACCUCUUAUUUUCAGUGUCAUGGUGGCAUGCACUUAAGGCCAGAUCAUGCCUAUUAAUAUAACAGGUGAAUUUAGAGUUGAUGGCAUAAAGACUUGAUUUUUUGAUUAUAGUAUAUGUGGGUUCACAAUAGUUCCUCUUAUGGGAAAGGUAAAACAAAAAAUAAAAAUAAUAAAAAAAAAGCUGCAGUUAAACAUUGAGGCAUGGACUUAGGGCGAUAACCUUCUGUUUAAAGUGUAAAAUUUAAACAUAGCAUGCUCUAAAUUAACAUUUAUAAAUUGAGCAUUCAUCUUUGUCUUAUAUUCUGAAAAAACCUCAGCCAACCAGCACUCAUGAAAACCCUGAAGUUUAAGGUAGUACAAAGGGCACUGUCAUUCCUGCAUGACAAUGAGAAACACUGCCCAUUUAUUGCAGACUGGUUUUUAAGAAGACGUGCACACCAAUCAAUUCUUCUAUUGUCAUUAUUUCAGUUAAUGUCUUUGUUAGCUGAGGCAUAAACUAUGACUGAAUUUACCAUGUCAUUCCAGUCAUAAAGUCUCAUAAUAAUAAGGGCUCUAAAUGAACAUGAUAGAUGUAUCAGAAUUUAACAUCGUUUUCAUUCCAAUAACCUUUUUUCAUGUUGUUGUUUUUUUAAUAGCAGUAGCAUACUAAUAUACUCCAACUUGGAUGGUGUUGUUCCAUGGCAGAUUCCUUGGAAAACUCAAUAAAAUAAGAGGAAUGAAUGAA